UUCGGAGGCUAAAACCCGAAAAGAUCAACAGCAGUAACCCCCGCUCUCUAUAAUCUCCCAGGAAAUCUUUGUUGGAAUUUCAUGUCCAUCUUGUCCGCACAUAGCGACAAUCAUACGCCUUCCUCUUCUUCUUCCCCAAUCUCUCCAAACCCUAACUCCAACCAUGGAUCCAAACAGCAACAAGAACCCUCUCGCGCACUCGGCGACUCUCCCUCAAUUUCCUCCGACAACUUCUCAGGAAACAUGGCUCCUACUACAUCACAUGCUACUGGCGAAUCUUCCAAAAAGGUGAACAACUUCAGUACCAGUCAAGAUGGUUUCAGAAGUUUGGGACGUCCCAAAAAUGGUAGAAUCUCACUGCAUGAACCAGGGAAAUCAGCUGGGACCAUUGAUCCUUCCAGCAGACGCAACCAUUUUGGCUCCAAUAGUCCUCAAGGAAUUGCAACGCGCUCAGCUCCAAGAAGAACCCAGAUGGUUAGUGGCAACCACUUGCUGAAUUUUCAUUAUGAUCCCAUUUCUCGUCCACAAACUAGGGCGCCUCCACCAAGGAGAUACAUGAAGAGAAAGCCUUACAACAAAGACUUGUUUCUCCAAGCAAAUUACAAGUUUGUUCUGUUGGAUUCAGGCAAUUACACGCCUGACUCAAUGGAUCCGGACAAAAUUUUACAAUGGGAGGAUAUUGUUUGUGUGAGAUAUUCCACUCCAUUUCAUGUGCAAUGCCCAAUAUGCUUAGAGGAUCCUUUGUGUCCUCAGAUAACAUCAUGUGGUCAUAUCUUUUGUUUUCCUUGUGUUAUGCAAUAUUUAAUGAUCGAUGAAGACUAUGAGCAUAAAAACGAUUUCAAGAAGAAAUGUCCCUUGUGCUUUAUGAUGAUAUCUUCGAAGGAUUUGUACACCAUCCAAAUUGAGAACGUUAAGCAACAUCGUGUUGGUGAUACCAUAGAGUUUGUCCUUUUGACCCGCCACAAGGAUUCAUUUACUUCAUCUUUGAAAAAUAAUGAUGGCACUGGUGCUACAGAGGAGGUUCAGAAGUCCUUUUCUAAGUUCACAUUUACUUCAGAUGUCGACCUUUCUGUCCGUGAGGCAAUGUCUGAUCUUGAUAGUUGGUUAGCUAGAGCAGAUUCAGGCCUAGUUGAUGACAUGGAGAAACUUCCCUUUGUCUGUGCCGCAAUGGAACAAUUGGAGCAGAGGAAGAAAUACUGGAAUGAACAACACAUUGCUGUCAAAAACAACAACACUAGCAGAGACAAUUAUUUGGGAAAGUGUCCUAGUGGAUCUCUGUCACCAGAAAGUUCUCAGACCCCGUGUGCUGGUCAAUCUACUCCAGAAAUGCCAUCCAGCCAUCCCGCUGAUAAGCCGGUAUCGCAGGAGAAAUCAACUCUCCAUAAGGCAGCUAGGGACUCUCAGCUUAUUCAAGCUGCAGAUGCUGAAUCAGUAGGAGAUUGUGUUGGAUCUUCGUUGACCUUAUAUGACAAUAACAAGAGCCUACAGAAAGACAAUAGUGGCGUUACGGACAGAGAAGAGAUCAAUUCCUACAGUUUCUACCAGGCAGUUGAUGGUCAGCACCUUAUCCUUCAUCCACUGAACAUGAAGUGUCUUCUGCAUUACUACGGUGGCUAUGGUAGUCUUCCUAACAGAAUUAGUGGGAGUAUAUUACAAAUGGAGUCUGUGACGCAGUCUGAGGCCAUGAGAAGGCGCUACCGCUUCUUAAGUCAUUUUUCUUUGACAACAACAUUUCAGCUCUGUGAAAUUGAUCUCAGCAAGAUAUUGCCCAUGGAUGCACUUUCUCCAUUUAUGGAGGAGAUCAAAAGUAGGGAAAAACAAAGGAAGUGGCUAGCUAGAAAGGAACUGCGUGAAAAAGUAAAAGCUGAAGCCAUUGGCAUGCACUUAGAGCCUUUGCCUUUUAGCUUUGCAGGACCUUCUUACACAGAACAGCCUAAUUUCACUAGCGAUGACUUCGAAGCUUUGGGAAGUACGGAGUAGGACUGUUACAUCAUCAAGCUCCCCAGUGC
This is a messenger RNA of Nicotiana attenuata, 2009 nucleotides long. Its product is annotated as RING finger protein 10. The record is from RefSeq and is a predicted model, not a curated record. Gene Ontology annotation, biological process: positive regulation of transcription by RNA polymerase II. The transcript is spliced from 8 exons. Gene Ontology annotation, molecular function: metal ion binding; transcription cis-regulatory region binding. NCBI's taxonomy places the organism in Eukaryota, Viridiplantae, Streptophyta, Magnoliopsida, Solanales, Solanaceae. Bases 82 to 1980 code for a protein of 632 amino acids.